GGUGUUACGUGCCGAACAUAUGAGAGAGAGAGGCAUAAACAUUAUUAUUAGAGUCGACAAACAGACAAAUCACAAGAGAUAUUUGAAGCACAAUUGUUCUUUACUCCCGUAAAUCCUCAUAGGACAAUAGAACUAGAGAGAGAGAGAAGAGAGAGAGAGAGAGAGAGAGAGCACAAAAAUGUCCACUACAAGCGCCAGUGAAGGAGAUUCGCUUCCAAGCGAAAGAUUGUUGGGGAAAGUGGCAUUGGUCACAGGGGGAGCCACCGGCAUAGGAGAGAGCGUAGUGCGCCUAUUCCACAAGCACGGUGCGAAAGUAUGUCUAGUUGACAUACAGGACAGCACCGGCGUGCAAGUCGUUGAAUCCCUUGGUGGUGACCACAACAUAAGCUACUUCCACUGCGAUGUCACAAAAGAAGAUGAUGUUAGCCGUGCUGUAGAUUUCACAGUUGAGAAGUAUGGCACACUCGACAUCAUGGUCAACAACGCGGGUGUAUCAGGCUUACCCUGCAACGACAUACGCAAAACAGACUUGGCAGAGUUCGAGAAGGUGUUCGACAUAAACGUGAAGGGGGUCUUUUUGGGGAUGAAGCACGCAGCUCGGAUAAUGAUCCCUCAAAAGAAAGGCAGCAUUGUUUCUAUCUGCAGCGUGGCCAGCACCCUCGGGGGUAUAGGCCCUCAUGCAUACACAGGCUCCAAGCAUGCUGUGUUGGGGCUCAACAAGAAUGUGGCUGCUGAGAUGGGACUUCACGGGAUAAGAGUCAACUGUGUCUCUCCUUAUGCAGUUGCCACAAACUUGGCUUUGGCCCACUUGCAUGAGGACGAGAGAACCGAGGAUGCGUGGGUCGGUUUUCGCAACUUUAUCGGGAAGAACGCCAAUUUGCAGGGCAUUGAAUUGACGGUUGAUGAUGUAGCUAACGCUGUGCUCUUCUUGGCAAGUGAUGAAGCAAGGUAUAUAAGUGGAGUGAAUCUCAUGGUUGACGGGGGAUUUACUUCUGUGAAUCACUCAUUGAGAGUCUUUAGGUGAUGGAUUUGUGUUGAUUAUUCGGCAGGGAUUCUUCAGGUUGUAUUGAAAUUUUUUAGGUUAGUUGGAAAGAUUCCUGCAAUUUCAAACAGAGGUCCAUAUUUUGGGCGGGCUCAUGUUUCUGCCAGACUUAUUGUGUUUCUGCCUUUAAC
Morus notabilis is the source of this 1173-nucleotide messenger RNA. Its product is annotated as xanthoxin dehydrogenase. Bases 179 to 1024 code for a protein of 281 amino acids. Gene Ontology annotation, molecular function: xanthoxin dehydrogenase (NAD+) activity. Gene Ontology annotation, cellular component: cytosol. The record is from RefSeq and is a predicted model, not a curated record. Gene Ontology annotation, biological process: abscisic acid biosynthetic process. The transcript is spliced from 2 exons. Lineage: Eukaryota; Viridiplantae; Streptophyta; Magnoliopsida; Rosales; Moraceae.